AUGGCUCCUUCCGACGUGGUUUUCUGGAACUCUCUCAGCGACGUGGCCUGGAGCUAUUUGCUGAAGCAGCUAUCAUGGCGCGAUAUCGGGCACACCCGGGCUACCUGCCGCUGCUGGCGCCGGGAUGUUGACCGCUGUUUGCACCGCCUGCAUCUGCGAGAUCCAAGCCCCGAUUGCCUCACCCACCUCGGCAACACCUUCAGCCGCCUCGCCGCGGUUAAAGUGACCGCCCUACAUCAACGGGACGAUACACGGCUGGACGAGCUGCUGGAGCUGCCGGGCACACUGGGGCGUGCAGGCGCGCUGCAUCUGCGCAGCAAGCGGCCGGGGGGGUUCCUGCUGGGGGUCGGACAGCUGCAGCUGCUGCGCUCCGCUGGACCGGUGUUGACGGUGCUGUGCCUUCGCUGCUGUGACGUGACGUCUUGGGCCGGACUGGAGGCCUGCCCCCACCUGGCGCACCUGCAGUUGAUCCACUGCCGCUUCUCCGAGUCCGCCUCCGCGGGGCUCACGCGGGCUCUGGGGGGACUGCGGCACCUCACAUCCCUGGAGCUGAGAUGCAGCACCACCGCCACCACCACCAUCACCGCCACGAGCAGGGGCAACAGACGACUUCAUUAUCAACAACAUCAACAACAUCAACAACAUCAACAUCAUAAUCACAAUCACAACCAGCAGCAGCAGCAGCAGCCGGACCCCCACGUCAGCCGCUCCCCGCAGCACCCCCCACACCAUAUGCCCCAGUUAGGGGGUCUGGGUUGCUGGGCCCCCCGCCUUGCCGUACUGCGGCUGGCGGGGGCGAUACCCGACGUUGCGCUUCAGGGGCUGCUGAAGGGGGAGCUGCCCAAUGUACGACAUCUUAGAGAGCUGGACUUGGAGCUGCACCCCGCAGCCACCAGUAACGCCGCCACAGCCACCGCCGCCGCUGACGGUGUUGCCGACGGCGCCCCUCUUAGCAGCGCUGUGUCGUACCGUGAGCUGGCGGCGCUCCUCCCCGCCAUUUCCAUGGCAGCCCCCCACUUGACGUGUCUGCGAAUAAAGGGACAUAGCCGGCUGCAGGACAGAGAUCUUCAUCUGCUGCAGCCUCUACGGCACCUACGACAUCUCUCCCUGGACCUGACUAGCCGACCUGAGCUCGCAACCCCCCCACCCCCACCCCCGCCUCCGCCCCUGCCAGCUCCCGCAGCACCAGCUGCCGCUCAGCUCCCGCACCAAGGGCUCCAUGUGAAUUGGGGGGUGUGGAGCGCGGAGGGGCUGAGGGCCCUGGCGGGCAGCACAGCCGCCCUCACACAGCUGCGGCUGGCGGGAGCGGAGCUGCCCAAGGGCUUCACGCUGUGCAACUUCCUGUACGGCCUCCGUAGCCUCCGAAACCUCGUGGAUCUAGAUUUAUCGGGUUGUGCGGGACUGACUGAUUGGGGCCUGGCACUGCUGGGCCGCUGCUGCGGAGGCGGGGGGGGAGGAGGGGGUGGUGGUGGGGGACGUCUGCUGCGGCUCAACAUCAGCGGCUGUGGGGAGCUGGUGGGCGAUGUGGGGGUGGCGGCCCUGGCCCCUCUCAUGGUGCAGCUGCAGCUUCUGAACCUGUCCUUCAUGGACAGGCUCACGGAUCGCGGUCUGUGUGGAUUACUUCGCAACGGGGCCCCGACGCUGAUGUCUCUGGCACUGGAGCACUGCCCCCUGGUGCGAGACGCGGGCAUGCAGGCUGUAGCAGCCAGCUGUCCCGCGCUCCAGCGACUGAGUGUGGAGCACUGCGGAGGGAUAUCGGGGGGGGGAGUGGCGCCGCUCCGGAACCUGAGGGAGCUGCGGCGGCUGUACGUGGAGGGCUGCAGUGCGGCAGUGGUGGCGGCGGUGAAGGACUGGCGGGUGGCGAGGCCUCGACGGAGCUAUGCGGCGGCACGGUGGUGGCUGGCGCCGCCGCCGCCGCCGCCGCCAGCAGGGCAGGGGGCGGGAUCCAGCGGUGGCGGUAACGGUGGUGGCGGCGGUGGCGGCAGCGUCGGAGGAUUUUGA
Volvox carteri f. nagariensis is the source of this 2001-nucleotide messenger RNA. RefSeq lists its product as uncharacterized. Gene Ontology annotation, cellular component: SCF ubiquitin ligase complex. Gene Ontology annotation, biological process: SCF-dependent proteasomal ubiquitin-dependent protein catabolic process. The coding region runs from base 1 to 2001 and encodes 666 amino acids. NCBI's taxonomy places the organism in Eukaryota, Viridiplantae, Chlorophyta, Chlorophyceae, Chlamydomonadales, Volvocaceae. The record is from RefSeq and is a predicted model, not a curated record. The transcript has 9 exons.